AUGGUAUUCAAUUCGAUGAUUAUUUCGAUCCCAGCUUCAAGGUCACUUUCUGAAUUGAACAUUGUAUGGUUUCCAAGUAGUUGGAUUAUUACAUUGGGAAUCACGUUACUGACUUUAUUAUUCGGCGGAUUAAAACGAUUCGAUAUACAAAGAUCUUUCAAUAUAUUCUUCACUGUUAUAUACACUUUACAAGCAGUAGUUUAUAUAGUUCUCAUUGUAUUAAAUCAUUUUGAAUGCUAUGAUGUUAUCUUGAUUAUUUCUGGAUUUGGAAUGCUACUGACAAUCAUCUGUGUGAGUAAUUCAGAAGUAUAACCCAAAUACUUGUUCUGUAUCUUCCCUAGACAUAGCCCAGAUUUCGAAUCAUGUACUUCGAUCCAUGUACUUCUCAAAAACAUUAAAACCUGAAUGUAUAUCAAACCGUUUCAUCACACGCUCAAUCGUGACACCAGUAAGAUAAUUAGAAGCAUUUGAAUUGUGUAUAAACUAGUAUUCCCAAGAAUUACACCAUUAAUCAAGAAGUAUUAGAUGAGCACAAACGAAUGUAUUGUAUUUGGAAUUCAAAAUCACAACAGUCAUCAAUACAAAUAAAUCAUUGGAUCAUUCGAACAUCACAAACUCCUUGGCGGUGCACAUUCACGAUCUCACCCACGGGAUUAGGACCCGAUACCUAUCAAUCCAAUGCAUCCCGGGUUUCUUACUUUAAAAUAAUUUCAACCAUUAAAUUACUAAAAUCUGAAUAAACCACCCUUCUGAUUAUAAUAUUUUGUGUUUAGUCAUAGCCGUGAUUGGAAUUGACAGUAACAUACAUAUGUUGAACAAUAGUUAUACACAUUGUUUUAGAUGAUUGAAGUUAAAGCAUGUUACUGAUCAAUAUGUACAUUGAUUUCAGGAAUUGGCAAUCGCAACUCAAGCAAUUUUUCCAGGUGAUAAACGAUUCGGUUUUCGAGA
Schistosoma rodhaini is the source of this 948-nucleotide messenger RNA. The record is from the annotation of a GenBank genome assembly. NCBI's taxonomy places the organism in Eukaryota, Metazoa, Platyhelminthes, Trematoda, Strigeidida, Schistosomatidae.